This is a messenger RNA of Amphibalanus amphitrite, 4732 nucleotides long. It is a transcript of the gene scat, whose product is annotated as vacuolar protein sorting-associated protein 54-like. NCBI's taxonomy places the organism in Eukaryota, Metazoa, Arthropoda, Thecostraca, Balanomorpha, Balanidae. The record is from RefSeq and is a predicted model, not a curated record. Bases 56 to 2959 code for a protein of 967 amino acids. Gene Ontology annotation, molecular function: syntaxin binding. Gene Ontology annotation, biological process: retrograde transport, endosome to Golgi; Golgi to vacuole transport. Gene Ontology annotation, cellular component: GARP complex. The transcript has 20 exons.
UUAAGCACCAUAACCCAACAACAACAACAUUUCCUUAUUUCAGGCCAAUGUAAACAUGGAUAAUCCAGAACACCCUUGGAGAAACUGUCUGCUCUGUUCAAAAGAAAAGUUCCAGACUCCUGAUGACUUUGUCAGACACCUGCGCCAGAAGCACUGUCGCCAGGAGGGCGGCUCCUUCGUGUGUCACUAUGGCUACAACAGGGUGUGUUCCUCACUGCCGCUGGAGGGAGUCAGUGACACUGACUACGAGCACCAUGUGCUGAAGCACCAUGUCUACCCCCAUGGCGCCAUUCGCAGAGACGCCGGCAGCAGGGCGUCAUCUGUGUCCUCCCAGUCCUCCCAGCCGUCGACCGGGGACGGAGGACGAUGGAGUCUGCACAGCGCCGCGCAAAACCUGCCGGCCGUCCUCAACGACCCGUCCCGGGGACGGCAGCGCGACUUUUUCACGAAGACGUGGGGCGACGGUUUCGUGGAGAGGGAGGUGGCGCCGUCGCCCCGGUUACCGGAUAUCUCGUUAGCCGACUUCCAGGGCUACCUCCGCGACACAACUAAGCGAUAUAAGAAGCAUUUAAAGAAGUCUAACAGCUUUAAGAAGGAUUCGUUAGCUCGUGUUUCCAAGCUCUCUCGCAUCGUAGAACCAGAGGAGGACGGCAUCAGCAGCGUGCCACGGCUGUUCUUUGACCCGACCUUUGACCUGUCACGACCGGACAUGUUCCCGGUCAUCUGUCCCUCCGCCGAGUCACAGCCGGCGGCCCCGGCCGACCGGGCGGCCGGCCAGCCGCGCCGGCCCAGCGCCGACAAAGUCCUCCAGGAAAAGCUGACCCAUUACUUGGACCUGGUGGAAGUGCAGAUCGCUCGCCAGAUAGCCGAUAAGUCGGAGGCAUUCUUCGACGCCAUGUCCUCGCACGACUCGCUCAUGGAGCAGCUCAAGAAGGCUUCCGUCGCAGUCAGGACGCUCAGACAGCGUAUGCAGUACACCCUGGAACACGACGUGCAGUCCUCCCUGCGUGUGAUCCGCGGCCGACAGCGGCGCCACAACUGCGAGCGAACGCUGCAGAAGCUGCGCCUGAUGGCCACCGUGCACCAGACGCAGCCGACCAUCCAGCUGCUUCUCACCACCUCAGAGUUUGUCGGAGCGCUCGACCUGAUCGCCACCUCGCAGGAGGUGCUGGCACAGGAGCUGGCCGGUCUGCAGGCGUUCAAACACCUGAGUAGUCAGCUGACGGAGAUGGAGCGGCUGAUCGACAAGAUGGUAUCGGCCGACUUUGUGCGUCACGUGACCUCUGACCUGAACCGACCUCUGGACCAGCAGCUGGCCGCCGAGGAGGAGCAGCUGGUGGCUAUCCUGUUCGGGAUGCUGCGGCUGAAGAACUGCCACAUGGUCGAACUGUACAAGGAGGAGGCGUGUACCGCCGUUAGGGCAGUGGUCAAACAGACUGUGAUUGAGGCGCUGGCGGCCGCCGAACUGGAGGAGCCCGACCCGGCCGAGGGCGGCGGCGGCGGUGGCGGCGGGGGAGGGUCGGACUGGGGCGGUCUGCACGACCAGGUAGCCGCCCUCUCACCGGUCGCCUGGCUCAAACUGCUCCGACAGCUCUGCGACAACCUGCGGCGGCUGCUGGCCAGGGUCAAGGCGGUGAGUGACGUCAUGGAGGACGUUCUGGACGCGGCGCUGGGCCGGCCCCGAUCGCUGCUCACCAACGGAGCCGCCAAGGCGCAGGGCGGCGCGGCCGGCGUGCGCCUCUCCAUCAGCGCAGAGGAGGUGGAUGUCGCCAUGCUGACUCCAGAGGAGGGCGGGCGGCUGCGGGACGCCCUCUCGGCAAUGCUGCCCACCGUCUGUGACUACGCUCACGAGCGCUGCGGCAAACUGCUGCUGGCGCGGGUGAAAGAGAGCGGCCUGGAGUCGACCGAGUUCCUGGCGCUGGCCGCGCUGGUGCAGAGUUUUGUGGCCGACUGUGAACAGCUGUGUGGGAGGCAGAGCAGCGCACUGCACCUAGCACUGCAGGGACAGGCGAGUCAGUUUGUGCAGCGUUUCCACUCGGAGCGGAAGACCAAGCUGAACCUGUUGCUUGAGUCGGAGCGGUGGCGCCAGGCCGAUGUGCCGGCAGAGUUUCAGACCAUCGCCGACCACGUCACCAACACCGGCUGCGCCGGCCUGCCGUCGCGCGUCUCGUGUCCCGAGUCGCCGGAGCGGCGGCCAGCCGACGCGCUGCGGCUCGGCGAGCAGCAGUUUGUCGUCGUCGGUACCGUCCUGCUGUUGGUCAAGAUGCUGCUGGAGUACUGUGACUGCGCGCGCCACCUGGGAGCGGCCAGCGGGGAGCUGCUCAGUCGACUGGUGGACCUGUUGCGUUUCUUCAACUCGCGCUGCUGCCAGCUGGUGGUCGGUGCCGGGGCCAUUCAGCUGGUCGGCCUGAAGACCAUCACCAGUCGAAACCUGUCGCUGGCGGCGCGGGGCGUACAGCUCGUGCUGCACUUCAUACCGAUCAUACGGACCCACUUCCAGGCGCUGGUACCGGACCGGAGUCGCAGUCAGCUGCGGCACCUGGAUCAGGUGGAGCUCGACUACCGCGCGCACCUGUCAGAGAUCGACUCCAAACUGGUGCUCAUCAUCAGCAGCGCCUGUGACGCCCAGCUCAACAAGUGGGAGGCGCGGCCGCCCGUGCCCAGCCAGCAGUUCAGAGCGGUGUGCCGAGCGGUCAGUAAACUGCACGAGGCCACAUCCGGGGUGCUGACUGCCGAGCACAGCCACCGGCUCUUCACACGUAUGAACGCCGCCUUCGUGGAGAGUCUGCGCAGACGCGUGGUGAAGCUGAAUAUUAAGAGUGACGGCGGACCGCAGCAUGGUCUGGUGACGUCCGAGCUGCUGUUCUACCAGGAGCACCUGAAGACGCUGCAGUUUGUGCCCGACCGGCCGUUCGCCGAGCAGCUCUGGUCGCCCGACAAACCAGCCGCCGCCUCCUGAUUGGUCAGCGCCGGAGCCUCCCGCCCUGUGAUUGGCUGCUCGCUGUCUGCCGCUGUGAUUAGCUACACCGUGAUUGGUCCGCUCCGGUGACGCGCGCUGUGAUUGGUCGCUGGUCGGGGUCAGACAGCCCCGGUUGGUGCUCCUUAUUUCCGACUGUCUCGUGGUUGACCUCUGCCCGGGUCUGCUCUACCGUGGUUGGUCCUUUGACGCUGAGCCUAGUCUGUGAUUGAAAGUCACGGAACGCCGGACCUCCCGUUGGAUUCGGGACAGGAGUUUGUACGGCUUUUUCUGCAGCUGGAAAAUCUAUUCUCGUAUUCCUAGUGACAUCCCAGCAAAAUGUUCCCAUGGGUACGUAGUAAGUACUAGGCAGGCUAAACAGGACCAUUGUUAGGUGAAAAGUUGCCGACCUACCUAGCGUCAGAAAGUAACCACUGACGACGGAAAAGUGCGUUGAACAGCAGCCUUUGCAGUUUUGAACAAAAGUGUACUAAAACGGUACACUCAUUCCCUGUUGGGUUGAACGUCUUGAGGCGUGCGUCGGCUGGCGUGUGUGAUGCGUGCUAAAGACAGGAACCAAAAGACGGCCCCGGGGAGUUAGCCCUUGUGUUAUUAUUUGUGUGUGUUUACGGACAUGAAACUCCGCAGGAUGAGCCAGCAGUCGCACCAAGUUACUGACAGUUUGUGUCGUGCCGCGUUUUAAAUUCGUUAUGCCAUGACAUAUUGGUGCAGACUGCAGAUGUUUGACCGUGCUAUAUUUCCGAUAUUAUCUAGCCUGGGUAGCCACAGUUUGCCGAAUUGCCUUAUGAUGUUGUCUUGAUUCCGAUGCACUCGUUAGCUGAUUUUUGCGUUGCAAUUAGCCUCGGUGGCAAUGCUUUUAACCAUCGUGAUUUUGUGACUCCGCCUUUCCCCGCUCAUCUAGUUAUCAUCGUUUUUUUUUUCUCGUUUUAUGGGACCAUAUUCUAGCUUCCCCUUAGCAGCCUUUAAACCACCUCCAAACCAGGGAGUAGCUUACGAAUUAGUUAUGCACGUAGGUUUCGUACCAUGUUGCCUUGAUUCCAUUGAGUAUUAUCCAGUCAAAAAUGUACCGAUGGUCACAACCGCAGUCCUGUGCGCCGAUGGAUGAUCGCUCUUCUGGCGUGUGUUCCUCGCUGGUCGUUCCCUGGUAACCCCGCUCCAUCGAAGGCCCGCGCCUUGGCUGUUACGUGCCGCCGUUGCCUCAGGCUAUUGGUUGUGAUAGCCGAAGGACCGCUGAAAGCUAUGCAUUAUCUCUGAUCGCGGAAAUGGCGAAAUCUGGUGAUCCAUGAGUGAUUCGGGGUGACUACCGUGUGGUUUAACUCGCUCGGUGCCCAACUAACCCUGGCGUUUUGCUAGAAGUUUGGUCCUACCUUUCGCGGGGCAGCUGUUGGACACUAGUCAGGGCCGGUAGUGACACUAGCUGUGGCCCACGCUUUCCCAGCAGGCUGCUCCGCCGCCCUUUCCCUGCGCCGUUCGCUGUGCGCCGGGAGGGAUCCAGCCAUACAUACGUCCAAAGGUCCCGGUCCCUAGGGCGGUAUCAGCUCCCUGUGUGUUCGUCAAGCUGUGCAAUAUGUGUUACGUAGCGCGUGUGUGAGGUGCUCGGCAGAAGAGUGGGAGUGUGGUGUGGUGGCGCGGCCGUUAUUCCAUUUGUUUUGAUCGGGCCGGCGCGGGCUCCGCGUCCAUUGGUGCCUGCUCGUGGCGACGCACUAUGGGACACAUCUAUAUUGGGAGAAAGUGAAAUAUAUGUAUGCUACUUUA